Candidula unifasciata is the source of this 1425-nucleotide messenger RNA. NCBI's taxonomy places the organism in Eukaryota, Metazoa, Mollusca, Gastropoda, Stylommatophora, Geomitridae. The record is from the annotation of a GenBank genome assembly.
AUGUAUUCAUCCCCAAAAGAUCUACAUAUGAAGCAGUUGACAGAAUUUGGUGGACAUAAAGAUGAGGUGAACUGUGUCAGUUUCUCAUCUGACUUCAGCAUCAUGGUUACAGGAAGUGAUGAUAAGAGAGUACGUGUGUUUGAUGUCAGAACCAAGCGGUGUAUUCUGAGUCUUGGAGGACACAGAGGAGCUGUCAAAUGUGUUGCGAUUUCUCCAUGUGAUCGGUACUUUGCCAGUGGCUCCUUCGACAAGAAUGCUAGAAUUUGGAAGACAGAUGAGGGCAGUUGUCUACGCAUACUUCCAGGCCAUAAGAAGAGUGUUGAAGCUGUUACCUUUUCAUCCUGUUCUGUCUACUUGUGCACUGGCUCCUGGGACAGAACUGCCAUUUUAUGGUGUGUUCAGACUGGAUGCCAGAUUCGAACAUUUGAUGGCCAUGGAAGUCUUGUGCAGUCUGUUGCAUUCUCACCGAUACAUAAGCUUGUGGCUUCUGGUUCAUGGGACUUUAGUGUCAGAGUAUGGACCUUGGACCACAUUGAGAAUAUGAGAAUUGUAGAUGCUUUCUUAAAAAAAAGGAAAUCAUUUAUGCAUGGUGAAAUAGAUGAAGAUGACACUGUGAAAGAAGACAUGGCUGGAGAUGUGACAAAUGUACCACAAGAUGAAUGUAAAAAUCCCAAAGAUAAUGGGGGGAUUAUUGAAACAGAUAAUGGACAGACAGCAAUGGAAAACAAAAGCAGUGACAGUAAAGAAUCUGAUAAAUGCGUUGCAAGGGGAAUUUAUGUAGACUACAAAAAGGCGUGUCAGAAAGAGGACAAAUUAAGAAACAUAGAUAAAUUAGAUGACACAUUAGAGAAAUAUACAAUAAGUGAAGAAGAUGCCAUGAGAAACAAGCAAUCACAUGAAAGCAAGAGCAAGGUAAUGAAUGAAGAGGAUGAACAUGAACAGGCUAAAACUAAGGGAACAGACAAGAGAGAAUUAUUGAAAUGUGAGUCAGAUGGCAACGACACAGACAGCUGUACAAUUCUUACAGGCCAUACAGGCAACAUCCAUGCUGUUGCAUUUUCACAGUAUGGAAUGCUGGCCUCUGGGUCCUGGGACAGAUCUGUUCGAAUAUGGAAUCCACUCAAAGGAAAUUGUAUCCACAUUCUGUUGGGCCACACAGGCUGGGUUCAAGCAGUCAGCUUCUCUCCUGAUGGUGGUUACUGUGCCAGCGCUGCCGAUGAUGAAUGUGUUAAAGUCUGGGAUGUGGUGAUAGGGCAGUGUGUGAACACUCUAGAGGGCUGUACUUACCUGGCACAUCACUGUGCAUUCACGCCAGAUGGGCACGUCAUAGCAGCCGGAGCCUCAUCACCACCAGCAGACAUGCAAACAGAGAGGGAGAGAGCCCAGCUGGCAGAAAGGCAAAUCAAAGCUAUUCUUGAUCUGUGA